This is a messenger RNA of Oryzias latipes (Japanese medaka), 2034 nucleotides long. It is a transcript of the gene zdhhc23b, whose product is annotated as zDHHC palmitoyltransferase 23b. Gene Ontology annotation, cellular component: endoplasmic reticulum; Golgi apparatus. The record is from RefSeq and is a predicted model, not a curated record. Lineage: Eukaryota; Metazoa; Chordata; Actinopteri; Beloniformes; Adrianichthyidae. Gene Ontology annotation, biological process: peptidyl-L-cysteine S-palmitoylation; protein targeting to membrane. Gene Ontology annotation, molecular function: protein-cysteine S-palmitoyltransferase activity.
GAGUACCGGAACAGGUCUGCAGUCCCAUGGAAGGCUACAAGUGUCUCCUUCAUUGGAGCCACUUUCGUUCUAGUAUCUCCCGCGGCAAAACCGACGACUAAAGCGGGGAGAAAAAACACCGGAUACGCCGAGACUGAUACUUCCGCUGACAAGCCCUGCGGGGGGAAAUUGUUUCGGCGUUUCUGGAAGAAUGGGCACGUCCAGGUGCCUGGUAUGAAGAAACAAACCCACAAGGUGUUGAAGAGGGGGGAAGAGGAGGAGAGCUUGUGUUGCUGUGAGUACGUGAACAGACAUGGGGAGCGCAGUCACAUAGCCGCCUGCUGUUGUGACUGUGAGGAUCUGGACGAUGCCUGUGACAGGUUUUUUAAGAGGGAUUCUCAGAAACCUGACUCCCUGUCUCAAGUGGCUGCAGUCAUCUCUGACCGGAUCCGUGUGCCCUGGCUGUGGGGCGGAGCUCAAAAGCUGGACCUGUCCAUUGUCCCUCCUCUUAUUCUCCUCCCUGCCAUGCUGCACCUCGCUGCUCUCCACUUCCUGCUCGGUCUAGUGGUUCUGACCGCUCUGCCCGGUUUGGUGCUGUGGUACUACUACUUCACCCAUCGAAAGAAAGGACAAACUCUCUUCUUCCUCAGCCUGGCUCUCUUCUCCUUGGCGUACAUGUAUUAUUUGUUCAUCGCCGAGGUGUUUCCCCGUGGAGAUGUUGGUCCCGUUGAGCUGGCUGCUGUGACAGUGGGGGUCUCCCUCACUGUACUGGUGCUUUUCCACUCAAAGAGAAAUCCCGGCGUUGUUCGGACAAGCAGAGAGGCGAUCCACAGCACAGUGACGUACUACAGUCCCUCAGCAGACAGGGAUUCCCUCCUCAAUGGACGCAGGCAAGAUGUCCUGUUGACCGCCGCCAGCCAGACGGGGUUUACAGAGCCGGACGGGCCCGAGCUGAAGGAAAGUAACCGGAACUGGUGCAGCGUGUGCCAGGUGGUGAGGCCUCCGAGGGCUGGACACUGCCGGAUCUGUGGUGUCUGUGUGCUGCGUCUCGACCACCACUGUGUCUGGAUAAAUAGCUGUGUGGGGCAGGCCAACCACCGCAGCUUCCUGCUCACUCUUGUCCUCUUCUUGCUGACGUCGCUGUACGGCAUCGGCCUGGUGCUGCGCAGCGUGUGUCCGCAGCAGCUCCUCCUCACGGCCUUGCUCUACUGCCCUGGAGUUUACAACCAGUUCAGCACUGCACUUUGCUUCACCUGUGUGUGGUACUGCAGCAUUGUGUCAGCUGGUGUUCUUCACCUGCUGGUGGUGCAAGUCGUCAACAUAAGCUGCAAUGUGACAGAGCGCGAGGCCAGAGCUGCCCUCCGCGAGAAAAGCGCCCGCAGCUCCUGCUGGGGGCUGGUGGUGGAAACGGGGGUUUACUCCAGAGGCUUCAGCGGCAACUGGUCCGAGUUCAUGAGCAUGGGAGACAAAGUGAGCCCCCCCUCUCCUGCUCAUUUGGUGUGACCUUUCUGUCCUUUGGGAAUUGACGCUGCUGUUUCCACGUCAUCCACUGGAUGGCAGCAUGGUCCUAUUACUGAUCGGGUCUUUAGCUGGGGACAGCAAAUUGAAACUGAGAGCUUAGCAACGAUCUGGACUUUCUCUGUCUGGCAAUAAGAACCUAAAACCUCAAAGAUUUACUGCCGUUAACUUGACCGACAGCUCGCCUCCCAUCUAUGCAGAAUCCACUUGAAUGUGUUGCUGCAUGACAACCACCCUCCUCCAUUCUGGAUCUUUUCCCUCUGAUCUGAUGGGGGCAAAAAUAUCAAUGGGUGGGUGGGUGGUUUGUACGUGGCAGUUCUUCCAUCCUCCUUAACUGCACUUCGCACAGAUAAAUGAAGCGUGAAGCUAAUGUAAAGUACACGAGCAAUAGAUUCCCAGUAACAUAUUUCUAGUUGCUUUGACUUAACUUGCAACUAGAAUAAACAGAAAAAAAAAUGAAGCUGCAUGCUUCAUUGCACAUCUGGUUUUCAAUCCUAGAUGGAAUUUCAUUGUUUUGUGUCAAAAUAGUUAUGAAGU